AUGAGCCUCCAACUCCCAGCUCUCCUCCCGCACCUCCUCAAGGACUGCUCCCGCAAGCAGCUCGACCAGAUCCAUGGCCUGCUCCUCACGUCCUCCUCCCUCCACCGCCUCCCCGCCCUCCUCGUCCGCCGCGCCACCGAGCUCGGCGACAUGGCCCACGCGGACCUUCUAUUCUCCUCGUUCCGGGAGACCGAGGUCCCCGACGUCGUGCUCUACAAUGCCAUGAUCCGGGGAUGCGCCUACCACGGGCCCCACGAGCGCGCCCUUGAGCUGUUCGGCGAAAUGCCGCGUCGGGGCCUCGCCCCCGACAGCUUCACCUACCCGUACGUCGUGGACGCGUGCGCUAGGCUGAGGAUGUGGCGGCGCGGCGAGGAGGUGCACUGUCAGGUGCUGAAGGAGGGGGUUGAUGCCGUGCCAGCCGUCGGCAGCUCGCUGCUCGCGUUCUACGUCGCCCGUGGCUCGCUGGGCGACGCGAGGAGGGUGUUCGACGGCUUUCAUGUCAAGUCCGUGGGCUUGUCGAACAGGAUGAUGUCGGAGUACAUCAAGGUUGGAGACGUCAAGUCGGCGCAGGAGUUGUUCGAUGCAAUGGUGGAUAAGGACGUCGUGUCAUGGAAUUCGAUGCUCGCUGCCUAUGUCAAGGUGUCGGACAUUGUGGCAGCAAAGGAGCUGUUUGCGACAAUGGCAGUGAAGAACAUCGUGUCAUGGACAACGAUGCUCAGGGCACUAUCCGAUGCAGGGGAUUUCGUCGGCAUGAGGAGCCUGUUCAACCGGAUGCCUGAAAGGAACCUGGUGUCGUGGAACUGCAUCCUCUCGAGUUACACUCGGCAUGGGAGAUUCCGGCAGGCCCUCCAGUUGUUUCCCAGGAUGCUGCUUGAAGGAUUCAUCCCUGACAGCUUCACUGUUGUCUCGGUUCUAUCGGCUUGUGAGAACUUGAGAAAGCUGAGGCUGGGCAGAUGGAUCCAUGCCAACCUGGUGAUUCCGGCGCUCCAGGUCCAUGCUGAGGUUGGGACAGCCUUGGUUGAAAUGUAUGCCAUGUGCGGCGAUAUUGCCCGUGCAUUGGUUGUCUUCUUCAAGAUGGACAGGAAGGAUGUAUUCUCCUGGAACGUUAUGAUCAGAGCACUCGCUGUGCAUAGCAGAGCAGAUGACGCCUUCAGGCUGUUUGAUCUCAUGAGGAAACAAGAUUUCCGGCCCAACCAUUUCACCUUCAUGGGCGUCCUGCUGGCAUGCAGGUACGGCUCUCUUGUUGACGAAGGGCGCAGGGUAUUUGACAUGAUGCAGAGGGACUAUGGCAUUCGGCCCUCACUGCAGCACUACGGUUGCCUGAUCGAUUUGCUCUCCCACAACGGCCAUGUCGACGAAGCAGUGACCGUGCUGCAGGGCAUGCCUUGUCAACCUAAUUCUGAAGUCUGGAGGGCACUGCUUGGCGGGUGCAGGAUUCAUGUUGGCCUCGGAUCUGCCGAGAGGCCACGGCGAGUGUAA
This is a messenger RNA of Phragmites australis (common reed), 1479 nucleotides long. Its product is annotated as pentatricopeptide repeat-containing protein At3g29230-like. The transcript has a single exon. The record is from RefSeq and is a predicted model, not a curated record. Gene Ontology annotation, biological process: RNA modification. The coding region runs from base 1 to 1479 and encodes 492 amino acids. NCBI's taxonomy places the organism in Eukaryota, Viridiplantae, Streptophyta, Magnoliopsida, Poales, Poaceae. Gene Ontology annotation, molecular function: protein binding; RNA binding.